Molecule: messenger RNA, 525 nt
Organism: Hibiscus syriacus
Lineage: Eukaryota; Viridiplantae; Streptophyta; Magnoliopsida; Malvales; Malvaceae
Product: late embryogenesis abundant protein D-34-like
Exons: 2
Coding region: 1-525 (174 amino acids)
Source: RefSeq, a predicted model, not a curated record
AUGGUUGUACUUGUAUGCCUCACCGAACCAGCGGCUCCGUCCUUAAAGCACCUCCCUCACCACUGUCAUUGUUCCAUUCCUCUUUCCUUUUCACUUUUCAGUCCAAUCUACGAAACCAUGAGCCACCAACAACCACGAAGGCCUCAGUCUGACCAGUCCCGUGAUCAAGAAGGGCCCAUCAAGUAUGGUGACAUUUUUAACGUCACCGGUGAACUUGCUUCCAAAUCCAUCGCAUCGUUAAAUGCCUCCGCAAUGCAGUCGGCUGAGACCACCGUCCUCGGACAGACACAGAGAAGUGGUCCCUCGGCUGUCAUGCAUUUUGUUGGGCAAUACAUUCAACCCAAAGUUCCUAGGGACACUACAUCGUUCAAUAACGACCCUAUAACGGUGGGAGAAGCUUUAAAGGCGGCGGCAUUAUCUGCCGUCGAUAAACCAAUAGAGCAGAGCGAUGUGGCCGCAAUUCAAGCGGCUGAAAGAAGAGCUACUGGCUGUAAUGAGACAUUGUUCGGAGGUGUGGCCGCAUAA